This is a messenger RNA of Symbiodinium pilosum, 666 nucleotides long. Lineage: Eukaryota; Dinophyceae; Suessiales; Symbiodiniaceae. The record is from the annotation of a GenBank genome assembly.
AUGGACAGUCGUAGCCGGACGCGCAGCAAGCCUCAAAGGAGCCAACGGUACCGGAGCACAAGCCGGCCUCGGAUGGACAGCAGAAGUCGCGCCAGAGGGAGCCGGAAGGAUAGCCGUAGCCGCAGUAAUGGCGCUCGCGGCAAUGGCUCCGCCAGAAGCCGCAGUCGAGGUAGAGGCAACCCACAGACGGAGUAUCGGAUUCCUCCUCCAGCCAAACGUGCUGACCCAAAGAAGGAAGUCACAAUCACAGAGGAGCAAAGACAGAAUUCCAUUCUGCUGGAUGGCUACUAUUACGCCACCAUCGAUUUCACCAGUCCGCACGCUCAACCGCCUUGGACGACGGAGCCCGAUGCACGAUAUACUUAUCAGACCAAGACGGACAUUUCGGUGAUCAGGGCCAAAAACCUUCCUUCAGGUUGGGAAGUGGCGCCAGCAACGGAAAAUGUGAUACGAGAGGUUAUCACGCCGCAUGCCUGGGGCACGCAUCUGCUUGUCACAGAGGGCUGCAAGGCUUACUGGACUGCAGGUGGAAACAAUCCUGGCUGCCUGGAAGCGUUGUGGGACUACGAGAAGCUCCCUGGGAGGUACACACUGAAGGCAAAGUUUGGUCAGAACGCAGCGCUUCACGGCAUCAUACUUAUCAAGACCAUUUCAAAGGUGUCGUGA